Molecule: messenger RNA, 741 nt
Organism: Saccostrea cuccullata (small rock oyster)
Lineage: Eukaryota; Metazoa; Mollusca; Bivalvia; Ostreida; Ostreidae
Product: splicing factor Cactin-like
Exons: 1
Coding region: 1-741 (246 amino acids)
Source: RefSeq, a predicted model, not a curated record
AUGCCACUUACUUCUACAGAAAGAUCAAGAAAAUGGCGGGAACGUCAAAAAGAAGACCCAGAGAGACACAGAAGAUAUCUUGAAAAAGAAAGAGACAGAUACAGAAAAAGAAAAAACAAAGGCGACAUAAAAGGAAUUGAAGAUAUGUCUGAAAGGGAAAAGAGGGUUACAAGAAAAUCAUGGAGGAAGAAUCGAAGAAACAAGAGAAAGAAAGAUAAAUUCAUAUUAGACGCAGUCAAUCGAACGGACACACCCCCAAAUUCCCCUACAGGAACGAUGGAAAGGAGACCAGACACAAGCACAAGAGGAAGAAAAAAAGUUCGAAAAGAUAGAGCCAAAGCAUAUCGGGAAAUCAAACAGAUGAAAGUAAAACUCGCUUCGGUGGAGAGGAGGGUUGAAAAAUAUAAGAAAAGAUUACAAAGAAUGAAGAAAAACAAUACCCCAAGAUGCACAGAUUCUCCAAGAUCGAAAACUGAUCAACUUUUAGGGGAACAGAAUGUUACAGAAGAAGUUAGACGUACUCUUCUAUUUCAUCACACUGUAGUCAGAAGCAUAAAAGAAAAAUACAAAAACUCAAAAAAGCAGAGAAAUCGACAGAUCAUAGCAAAUGUGGUAUCAUCAAAACUUCUUCGGAAGUACCGCUUAAAAAAGUUUGCUUUUAAGCAAUUGGCAUUUAAUCGAUGCAGGAAGAUACGAGACGGAAUAGACAAAAAAGAAAAGUACAGAGAAAUCGCCGUAUAG